This is a messenger RNA of Parastagonospora nodorum SN15, 447 nucleotides long. RefSeq lists its product as hypothetical. The record is from RefSeq and is a predicted model, not a curated record. Lineage: Eukaryota; Fungi; Ascomycota; Dothideomycetes; Pleosporales; Phaeosphaeriaceae. The transcript has a single exon. Bases 1 to 447 code for a protein of 148 amino acids.
AUGCCGACAGAUGAACACGGCCAAACCCACGCCGGCACCAUCGGCCUCUUCGACGACGCCGACGAGUACGCUGCUACCGCCUUGAGCUCUGAGCGCCGCGAACGUCGAGAACUUGAGUUACAAAUCCGCCGUCUUGGGCGUCGUGCGGAUCGACAACAUCGUAAAGCAGUCAGAGCUGCAGAAGGCAAGACGAAGCUACCAUCGUGGCUGGCGAAGAUAUUUCGGAUCGACGAGAAACCAAGCGAUGACUGCGACAGAACGAUAACAUUUACGGAAGAGUGGAUUGUGGUGCGCAGGCCAGUGACGCCGGAGCCGGAGUACACGGCGCAGGAUAUUGAUCCAGUGGAUUCGUUGUGGUUGAGGGAGUGUGGAAUGGUGCGGGUGAAGUCGGAUGAUGCCGGAGGUUGUCAUAUUGUGCCGAAGAGCAGUGUCCAGAAGAGUGACUGA